ACAGUGAAAGUGUAUCCAAUCCCUUACACAGAUGCAUACUUGGAUGAAAUGCUCAAGACCUACAUUAACGUCCAUUUUCUUGAACAAUCUGUUUUGAAUGUUGUUCUUUCCUCGUAUCAAAGCACGAUAGCAAUCUCCUCGAUCUUCUUCACCAACUGUAAGAGCCUGCUGCAGAACGAGGAGCUGAUGCAGGACUUGAAAGCGAGCAAAUUCGAUGUGGUUUUCACAGAUCCCAUCCUGAUGUGUGGGCCCCUGGUGGCUGAGUAUCUUUCCGUUCCUUCCGUCUACUUCCUGCGGGGCUUUCCCUGCGGAAUGGAUUCCGCUGCUACCCGGUGUCCAAGCCCUCCUUCCUAUGUCCCCAGGUUAUUCUUGGAUAAUUCAGACAGCAUGACGUUUUCCCAACGGGUGAAGAACAUGCUGGUCAAUCUGCUGGAGCUCUUUUACUGUAAGCCCAUCUAUGAUAACUUUGAAGAACUUGCCUACGAGGUUUUCAAAAAGAAAGUGACAGCAACAGAACUCCUGAGCCGUGGAUCCUUCUGGCUGAUGAGAUACGAUUUUGUGUUUGAGUUCCCGAGACCAGUGAUGCCAAACAUGGCUUUUAUCGGAGGGAUUAACUGUGUUCAGAGGAAAAAACUGUCUCAGGUACAAAAUUUUCUUUGGUUUUUAUAGGGAAAAGGCAAAAAUAGAAAUGUGUCAUAGAAUUGCAGAAUGGCUUGGGCUGAAAGGGACCUUAAAGAUCAUCUCAGUUCACCCCCCUGCCGUCCUGGGCAAGGGAUGUCACAUCCUUACAUCAAAUCCUGACUGACAGCAGCUGGGUGUUUAAAGAUAGAAAUCCUGCAUGAUGCAGAAAUGUUAUUUCCUCAUACCCAGCAUUCAGAUGAUAUCACAUCCUGACAAACCUAAAGCCUUACCAGACUCAAUUAGGACAAUUUAAGUGACAUAGAGCUUCGAUGCAAAUGUUUGUCUUUUUUGUUGAACUCAAGAAUUUUUGGUAUCCUCCUUUCCCAGCUGUCCUGUGGACUGUCUGUCCAUACUUCCAUAUAUCCCCUCUCCUUUCAUCCACAGUGAAGGUUCUUGGACUGAAGGU
Molecule: messenger RNA, 1087 nt
Organism: Parus major (Great Tit)
Lineage: Eukaryota; Metazoa; Chordata; Aves; Passeriformes; Paridae
Product: UDP-glucuronosyltransferase 1-6-like
Exons: 1
Molecular function (GO): UDP-glycosyltransferase activity
Source: RefSeq, a predicted model, not a curated record